Castor canadensis (American beaver) is the source of this 1348-nucleotide messenger RNA. NCBI's taxonomy places the organism in Eukaryota, Metazoa, Chordata, Mammalia, Rodentia, Castoridae. The record is from RefSeq and is a predicted model, not a curated record.
AUGGGUCAGCUCUUCUCUGAUACACCUAAUGAUAAACAAAACCAAGACUUAGCCUCCAGUUUUAAUGGAUAUUUUAAGAACUUCAAGAUGGACAGCAAAAUCAUUUCACAAGACACCAUCGAUAUGAUUGAAUUACAUCUGAGGAAAGGAAACAUCCAGGGAGCAAACUCUGUAAUCAAUGCUGCAUUAAAAGAAAUUGAUGCCACCAUACUCAACAUUGCUGUGACAGGGGAGUCUGGCGCAGGGAAGUCCAGUUUCAUCAAUGCCCUGAGAGGGGUUGGUCAUGAAGAGAAAGAUGCGGCUCCCAUUGGGGCAGUGGAAACAACUAUGCACAGAGUGCCAUACAAACACCGAAACAUUCCCAAUGUGAUCAUAUGGGACCUGCCUGGCAUUGGAACCAUGCAUUUCCAGCCAAAAGAUUAUCUGGAGAAAGUAAAGUUCAGUGAGUAUGACUUCUUCAUUAUUAUUUCUUCUACACGCUUCACAAAAAAUGAUGUAGAUCUUGCCAAAGCAAUCAGAAAUAUGAAGAAGAAUUUCUACUUUGUGAGAAGCAAGGUGGACUUUGAUUUAUGGAAUGAAAAGCACUGCAAACCAUCUACCUAUGAUAGAGAAAAGGUCCUGCAGCAGAUCCGAAACCACUGUGUGAAUUCUUUUAAGAAGAAUAAACUUGAUGAGCCACAAAUCUUCUUGAUCUCUAACAAUAAUUCAUCUGAGUAUGAUUUCCCAAUCCUAAUGGACACCCUAAUAAAGGAUCUUCCUGCUCAAAAGCGCCACAUUUUUAUGCUUUCCUUGCUUAAUGUUACUGAGGCAGCCAUUGACAGGAAGAGGGAGUCUCUGAGGCAGUUUAUCUGGCUAGAAGCCUUGAAGGCUGGGACACUGGCCACCUUCCCUACAGUAGGCAUCUUCAAGGACAAUGAUUUGGAGAAGCUGGAGGCAAACUUAAACCACUAUCGAACCGUCUUUGGAGUGGAUGAUGUAUCCCUGAAAGUUUUUGCAAAGGAUUUGCAAGUGCCUGUGAAACAACUCAAGAAAAUUAUUAAAUCCCCAACUUUGUUGAAAACUAAGAAUGAAGAAACCAUAGGGGGAAAGCUGUUGAGAUAUUUGGAGAUAUUCGCUUCAGCUAAUGGUGGCCUCCUUGCUACAGGGCUUUACUUUAGGAAAAACUUUUACUUGCAACUUCAUUUCCUUGACACGGUGACCAAUGAUGCUAAAGUUCUCCUUAAAGAGGCAUGUUCAAGAAAUCAAUUCAAAACCAACCUGUCUACAGCUGCUGACAAUGACACCACCUCAUGAUCAACAACAGAGUCAUUUACAUAAGUUCCCUUUCCCACAUAUUUUUGUUAUAGUA